AUGCAUCAGGCAGAUUAUAGAGCAGGUAGGGAGAUCAGAAAACGUAUGCGUAUGGAUACGGUUCCCGACCUGGUGAGCGACACCUCAGACACAGACGACGAUAUGAGCAAUUAUACCUAUGAGAGUGCCUAUGUGCACAAUUACACAGAGAUAAAUAACGAACGGACUCGUAUUAUGAAUUUGGUUGUGCAAAUUGUGAGCGAGACAAUCUCGCUCCGCCACGGUACAAACCAGGUUUCAUUGCAGAGGUUCAUACAACGCAUUUUGGAGCGCUCGGGGCUAGGAAUGACUCGAUUCUUAAGGGGGAUUGCUAUUCUACAAAGAUCAACGUCUUCAGAUGGCAUCUUCCAGCAGAUAUUGUAUUCCAUGAUGCUUUCGGACGGUCUCCCGCAGGAUUACAACGGAUGGUCAAGGAUUAGUGGGAUCAGCAGCAAUCGGCUGCAGGCUGAGGUCCACACGUUUGCAUCCCAGCUGGGCGAUUUAGCUGUGGAUGAUGAACAGGUUUGGAAGCUCAACCAGAGCAUUAAGAGUGAGGUUUUAAAGUAUGUAAAAGUAGCACGUGAAUUUUGCUAA
Molecule: messenger RNA, 573 nt
Organism: Ogataea parapolymorpha DL-1
Lineage: Eukaryota; Fungi; Ascomycota; Pichiomycetes; Pichiales; Pichiaceae
Exons: 1
Coding region: 1-573 (190 amino acids)
Source: RefSeq, a predicted model, not a curated record